Molecule: messenger RNA, 987 nt
Organism: Uloborus diversus
Lineage: Eukaryota; Metazoa; Arthropoda; Arachnida; Araneae; Uloboridae
Product: methyl-CpG-binding domain protein 2-like
Exons: 6
Coding region: 151-690 (179 amino acids)
Source: RefSeq, a predicted model, not a curated record
GAGGUCUGAAAAGUUGUCUUUCAAAUUGUUUCCCUAAAAAGGAGUCCUCUAUGAAUUCCUGACUUGCAAACAAAUUUCUGAUCUAAACGGUUCCAACAACCAUUACAACAACAUAAGUGUCCAUGUCUUUAAUUUGAUUCUCCUCAUUUUAUGAUGCUGUUGGCUAAACGGAAAAAAGAACCUGUAGAAAAGGAAGAACAUGAGCAGCCGCCCAAAAUUAGCGCCUCUGUGGUGAUGCCUAUCCGUCAGACAGCUUCGAUUUUUAAACAGUCUGUAACUAUUGUCAAAAAUAUGGAAUCUAAGGCACGUACGGACAUAGUUCAGGGACCUCAAGAAAAACCUAAACAAGUAUUCUGGGAAAAAAGGCUUCAAGGAUUGAAUGCUUGUAACCAAAAAGGAAGAGUCAUUGAAACCUUUGAGUUGCCAUCAAAAAUUAAAGCUGUUGGGUUGCAAUUAGGUGAUGAAACUAUAUUAAGAAGUAUUACAACUGCUUUGCACUUAAAUGGCCAUCCUAUUACUGGACAGAAUAAACCAAGAGCUUUGCUGGAUAAAAGUCCUGGAGCUUUUAUCAAUCCUGCACAACCUUUAGUAUUGGGUCUUCAUGUUACAGAUGAAGACAUAGAAUUACAAGAAAAAAAGGUUCAUGAAGCUAGAGAAAGAUUAAAGGAAGCAUUAAAAGAUUAUUUUUGAACAAGUUCCUUGCUCAUGUGAUGCUCAUUAGUAUUGAUGUUUUUCCAAGUGAAAAAUACUGCUUAAGUAUGGAACAUUAUUUUUCAUUUUACUUGCAUUGAAAACGGAUCACCAGUCAUAUCAUGUAACCAUGCAUCAUAAAUCACCCAUAGUUUUUGUAAAUAUUUUCAUAAGCUGAAAAUCCAGUCAAGUACAAAUGUUUCACAUGUUUUCAUGUUUGUAAAUCUGUUAUUUAAAAUCAGAUGAAAACUGCUAUCAGAUGUUUUGUAAAUGUAAAUGGCUUGUAAAUAAAACUGA